Triplophysa rosa is the source of this 5715-nucleotide messenger RNA. RefSeq names its product upstream stimulatory factor 2. Bases 2392 to 3651 code for a protein of 419 amino acids. Lineage: Eukaryota; Metazoa; Chordata; Actinopteri; Cypriniformes; Nemacheilidae. Gene Ontology annotation, molecular function: RNA polymerase II cis-regulatory region sequence-specific DNA binding; DNA-binding transcription factor activity, RNA polymerase II-specific; protein dimerization activity. Gene Ontology annotation, biological process: regulation of transcription by RNA polymerase II. The record is from RefSeq and is a predicted model, not a curated record. The transcript is spliced from 4 exons.
GGCAAAAUCAAUGAUGUAGUUUAGAACGACACAUUAGUAACAGCAGCAACCACGACGUCAGCUACAUUAGCGUUAACGUUACCAGAAGUACCAUGUUAACGUAAACAAACCUAAAUGCUCAUAGUUUAGCUCAGUGGUCCUCAAACGUUUUCAUUGUAAAAUCCCCUGUGUGCAGAGUGCAUUGCUUUGGGGCUCCUAAAUAAAGACGUGUCAUCUUAAACAUAGAAUUUUAAUUAAACCAAAAACAUAUUCAUAUUCAGACAUAAAUUCUUUAGGUUGGUGGUCUUAUUUUUCUGAUAUUUGAUAGCAUAAAAUCUAUGAAAAAGGUCUAGAUUUCACAAAAUGCCACAAAAUCUGUGGCCCCCAGUUUGAGAACCACUAGUUAAUAACAUCAUUCAGUUUUAAUUUAAUCAUUCAAUGAACGGGACACACAGUACAGUAAUACGUGAUAUGACAUUCAUGUACAGUCGUGGCCAAAAGUUGAGACUGACACAAAUAUUAAUUUUCACAAAGUCUACUGCUUCAGUGAUUUUUAUGUUUUUGUCAGAUGUUACUAUGGUAUACUGAAGUAUAAUUACAAACAUUUCAUAAGUGUCAAAGGCUUUUAUUGACAAUUACAUUAAGUUUACGCAAAGACUCAGUAUUUGCAGUGUUGACCCUUCUUUCUCAAGACCUCUGCAAUUGGCCCGGGCAUGCUGUCAAUCAACUUCUGGGCCACAUCCUCACUGAUGGCAGCCCAUUCUUGCAUAAUCAAUGCUUGGAGUUAGCCAGAAUUUGUAGGUUUUUGUUUUGCUUGAGGAUUGACCACAAGUUCUCAAUGGGAUUAAGGUCUGGGGAGUUUCCUGGCUAUGGACCCAAAAUGUUGAUGUUUUGGUCCCCGAGCCACUUAGUUAUUACUUUCGCCUUAUGGCAAGGUGCUCCAUCAUGUUGGAAAAGGCAUUGUUCAUCACCAAACUGUUCUUGGAUGGUUGGGAGAAGUUGCUCUCCGGGGAUGUUUUUGUGCCAUUCUUUGUUCAUGGCGGUGUUCUUAGGCAAAAUUGUGAGUGAGCCCACUCCCUUGGCUGAGAAGCAACCCCACACAUGAAUGGUCUCAGGAUGCUUUAGUCCUGUGUCACAUUACAACACCUGCAUUGGCUUCCGGUUAAAUAUCGAAUUAACUUUAAAAUCCUUCUCCUCGCUUAUAAAGCACUCAAUAAUUUGGCUCCUCCCUACUUAGCAGAACUCCUUUGCAAUUACACUCCGACUCGCACUCUCAGAUCAUCUGCUGCACUUAAACUUGUAUUUAGCUUGUAUUAAUUGUCUUUAAUGAUGAUUGUUAUUGUUGACUGUUUGCUGUACGGUGUCCUUGAGUGUCAGUAAGGUGCCUAUAAAUAAAAUGUAGUAGUAGUAUUACAAAAAGUAAAAUGUAAGCUAGAAGUUGAGAGAGCCCUCUGAUAUGAACAAUACAAUGCUGAUCAAAAUCAUUCUAGAUGCCAGCAGUGUGCAAAGCUACAUAUGAUUAUUAGAAUUGAAUACUUUUGGAUAGAACUGUGCCCUUACCUUGUGUAAGUUUCAAAUAUUAGAAUCACGUUUACCAAUAAAAUUGAGAAUAACUUUUCUAAAUGUGCUUCAAAGCAUAAUUGCAUAACUUCAAAUGUGCUUUAAAGCAUUGGCAUAUUUUCACAGCUCUACAGGGGCACAGGCCUCUCAUUACUUGACACUUUUUUCUUUUGACAUAUUCUUCUAAAUUAAUCAUUUUCAAUUAUUAACGUCCACUGAAUUUUAUGUAUGAUUGUAUUUCCAGUUUUUUUUUUGUCAAAACUUUAUACAAGAUCUACCAUGCUCUCCUGCAAGCUGACAUUAAGAACCGUUUUCAUUCGUGUCAGUGUCUUUCAAAUGCCCUACAGUGUGCUUCAGUUAGCUAUAAAAAACUACGAAAUGUGCCAUUCUGUCCUCGAAAUUGACACUGAGAACUGUUUAAACUUGUUCGUGUUUAUUUUCCGAAAGCAAGCAUUAGUAAGUUGCAGAUCCGUUUUGUAAAUGAAUAUAUGGACAAAAAUGAUCAAUAUUAAACUUAGCCCGUGUUUACACUCGACUUCUUUUCGAAGCUGCUAGCGUCUGUUUUACAUUAUAAUCCCAUGGAGUAAACCGUGUCUUCAAAAACGUCCUGAGCGCUUUUUUAAACGCCAGCGCCGGCGUCUUUUUCUGCAGCUCAGAGCGUCUUUUGAGGUUGAAAAAAGUUCAACUUUUUCACGUCAAUCUCCUUUUCCCCAGCUAACCAAUGACUGAGACCUGUCGUUUCCAUAACAACAUGCGAGGAACGUGAUUGGUCGAGAAGGCUCCAGCUCGAAAAAAUAAAAUGGCGGCCGAAACGUCCGUUGGAGCAUAGUUUUGUAUAAAUGGGAGGCAUCGAUGGAUCCAGAAAGUCCAGACUUUGUUCCAUCAUUGUUCACCUACUCUAAACAGAGUCAGUGUAUGGAAGCUCGAACGAAAUUGCACAGGUUUAAUAGGAAGAGAAAGUGGGCUGAAUCUAUUUGCAAGUCAUCUCUGGCUGACACAUCAAACCGUCUCCGUGCAGCUUCAGGGUCGUCCACUCGAGAGCCUACAACAGACUAUGAGCCUCCAGAAUGUAAAGAGGAGAUUUGUAGUAAUGAAGAAGAUGCCAUGAUCCCUCGAGCCAUCUUUAGUGAACUUCAAGUCCAACAUAACCAGCUUCUGAGAGAGUGUGACAACUUGCGCACAAAAUGCAACGCACUCAAAGAGGAGAACGAGCAGCUGAAGGAGGCACUGGGGAGCAGGAGAUUUUCUUUCAGCUCCAUCAGGAAAAAUGCCCGACACUUCCUUUUCUUUACUGGUCUGACCACUAUCGUUUUUGAGUGGUUGCUAUCAAAAUUGAAAGACAGCGUUGCGGUUACGAACAGAGUUUUGAGCCUGGAAGAUCACCUGUUAGUCGUGUUAACGAAACUGCGCUUGGGCGCAAGCAAUACGGACAUUGCCUUUAGGUUUAAUGUAACAGAUACCGUCAUCUCCAAUAUUUUAAGAAACUGGCUGCCGAUAAUGGCACGAACAUUAAAACCAAUCAUCACAUGGCCAAGCAGGAAGGCUAUUCUCAGGAAAAUGCCAAGAUGUUUUAAAAAGAAAUACAGGCAGUGUCGGUGUAUCAUUGACUGCGCUGAGAUUUUUAUCGACAGACCUGAUAAUCCUACCGCUCGAGCACAGACGUGGUCGAAUUAUAAGCAUCACAAUACAGUUAAAUACUUAGUUGGGGUGACGCCAGCAGGAGCAAUUUCAUUUUUGUCACCAGGUUGGGGUGGCCGUGUAUCUGACAAAGAAAUAACAACAAAAUCAGGAUUCUUCCAACUGCUGGAGCCAAAUGAUGUCAUUUUGGCUGAUCAUGGAUUUUUGAUUCGGGAGGACCUUGCAGCGUACGGAGCCACGCUUUAUAUCCCACACUUCACAAAAGGCAAGAAACGGCUCGCCGCUCACGAAGUUGACACAUCAAGAAGACUGUCAAGUUUAAGAAUACACGUGGAAAGAGUCAUUGGUCGAUGGAAGCAAUUCAAGAUUUUAACAUCUGUAAUUCCACUUACUCAGGUAGACAUGCUGGAUGACAUGGUGAUCGUGUGUGGAGCAUUAACAAAUCUUUGCAGAAGUGUAGUGGUUAAAAGAUAGACAGACUGACCCAACUGAGAUGGGUGCUAAACAUGGUACAUCUCCAGGGUUUUAUUGUGGGAUCGUUUUGUCUUUCUGCAUUAUUUGAAUUGCUUUUUAUUGACUUCGAAUAUUGCACUGCACUGACCGGGCAUUAUAAAUUCUAACAUCGUUUGUUUUAUGACAAUAUAUAUAAGAAAAUGUUUUUUAUACUCGCACAGUAGUUAUAGCAGCAGUAGUUCGAGGGAUUGACAUUGUUCUAUCAUACAUUACACAAUGAAAAGGAGUUAGUACUAACCCAGCCAUGCACGUGCACUUCGCAGUCAAAAUGAUGUUGUUUGUCUUAUUAAUUCAUGGUAGCCUGUGUAUAGCUGCUGCGUUAUGUCCUUGCCGCUGGCUAGGCAGCACGUCGGUCCACAAUAAUCAAAACUCCCUGACGCAUGUUGACUCUCAUUUUGUCUUCGUCCAAUUUAGGAGGUUGAAUUAAUGCCUGCGGGUCCGGGAAGAUUAUUUUCUGCAAUUCCAUGCAGGGACCAGGGUACUCCGUGAUGAUUUUGAUGUGGUCCGGGCAGUCAAACCACUCCAGCAUUUGAAUGACGUAGGGGAUUAUGGGAGGUUUUUGCAGCCGAGACAUCAUUUUCACUUCGGUCAUAUAGUCAGCCUAGAGAAAAGAGUAUAAGAAAGGGUUACUUGCCUAUGGUUUACUCUUUAGAUUUAAAGAGCAUAUAUUGUUAGAAUUAUUUGGAUGGACGUUUCAUCGAUUUGAUCUGUGUAGAUACAGACCAGCUGAAAUCUCUGUGGGAACUCAAGCUAUAUUGUCUUUUUCAUGUCUAUUUCUUGUUAACUGCUGGUUCAUAUCAAUUGUAUUGUAUCAUAGGCCAUUAAAUAACUACAAAUAAAUUCAUUAUGAUUGGGCGACUUACAUUAUCAUCAGUACUGUAGUGUCGUUUUGAAUCUUGUUUAAGGGCGCUUUCUCACCAUUAGUUCGGUUAAUUUGGUCCGGACCAAUAAAAAAAAAAGAUUCAUUGUAGCAUUUUUCAGCGGUGUUGGUUCCUUUUCACACCACACUGAUUGCUUUAGUCCGUACCAAAAUGCAGUCACGUGACAACACGUGGAACAUGUACAUCCCGCACUUGGAUGUACUGCUGGCGGAGAUUCUUUACCUUAACCCAGCACAGUUACACAGGUCUAUUAAACCCCCUUUCCCUGAGUUGUUUGCUAAACAAUGAAAAUGUCUUGCUGUUCGUGAGUUUUUGAAAGUUGGGAUAUAGAAAUGUUCAAAUAUUCGAUCCGCAAUAACUAUUCAAAAAUUAAAAAUGCUAUUCGAAUAUUUGUAUUUUUCAUAAGAAUAAAAACUGCGUCACCACAUGGUGUUGCCGCUACAGAAGACCUUAGAGUUGUCACGUCUUAUUUAAUGCUUCUUCAGUUCAUCUGUAAUGAUUUUAUAAUAUACAGAAAAUAUAAAAAAAAUCAUUUGUAUGUGUUCCUAAAUCUUUGUUCACUCAGAUCGCAAGCUUGUUUAAAUAUUUUAAGUUUACACACCGGAUGCCCGUAUCGCGUGUUAUUCUCGGCUCACAUAUUAAAAUGUUUAAAAACUGGUGACACAGAGUUUGUUAACAUUACUUACAUUAGGUAUAAAAAUUCCAACGUAAUAUUAAAUGAUUAACAAUUCAUUUAUUACCAUAACCUGUUCCGAGCGGUUAUUCUUAGUAAAUUCAUAUUCAUUCGUUAAAAAUAUAUUAAGUAAUGCUAAUUUCAACAACUUGAAACAUGAAAAUGUACAUUUCACUGCAACUAAUGUUAACGAAUUGUUGCGUGGUAAAUUUUAGGAUCUGAUCAGUCGGCAUGCACUGAAAAAAAUUAUACUUUAAACGAACAUAAUUAAAUUAUGGACAGUGGUUCCACACAACUGAAAUAUGUUAUCUCUACUCAAAUACUUAAUGUAAAACGAACUAAACUGAACUGAGUAAACUUAAACAACCAUGUCCAAAUAAUGUCCAAAUAACUUGAAUCAAAUAAGUUCAUCCUACUAAAAGUAUUUAAGUAGCGAUAACAUGUUUCCAUUAUGUGGAACCAGCUGUUAUU